This is a messenger RNA of Carassius auratus (goldfish), 1421 nucleotides long. Its product is annotated as C-factor-like. Bases 167 to 949 code for a protein of 260 amino acids. Lineage: Eukaryota; Metazoa; Chordata; Actinopteri; Cypriniformes; Cyprinidae. Gene Ontology annotation, cellular component: cytoplasm. Gene Ontology annotation, molecular function: oxidoreductase activity. The transcript has 7 exons. The record is from RefSeq and is a predicted model, not a curated record.
UCUCAGCUUCAUACUGCAUGUCUCAUUCGUAAGCUUCUUUGGAUUAAAACACUUUCUAAAUGAGUAGAUGUACAUGUAGGAAGAAGGCAGCUUUGUGUCCUGGGAGGGACUAACUGAAGCGUAAGCAAUUGCGACUGAGUGCAGGUCACAGACGAGCCUCUGACUGAUGAUGGCAUCUAGAAUAUGUGACAGUGUUCUGGUGACUGGAUCAAACCGUGGAAUUGGACUUGAGUUGGUUCGCCAGUUGGUUGAUUCACCCUCGCCUCCAGUUCAGAUCUUUGCUGGUUGUAGAGAACCAAAUGGACCAAGAUCACAGGAUCUCCAGGAACUAGCUCAGAAGCACCACGAUGUGAUCACGGUUGUCCAACUUGACACGACUAGUCCUACUAGUAUCGCAGAGGCCUCAAAACUGGUGGAAGCCAAGCUGAAGGGCAAAGGCCUGAAUCUGAUCAUCAACAAUGCUGGUGUGAACAUCCCAGGAUCUCUAGCAGAGACGGGAAAACAGGAGAUGGUGGACGUGUACACAACCAAUGUUGUAGGACCCAUGCUCAUCUCAAAGGAUUUCCAUCCCCUCCUGUGCAAGGCUGCAGCUCAGUUUCCUCAUCAAACAAGCAUGUCUUGCAGUAGGUCAGCUAUUAUCAAUGUUUCCACACUGCUGUCAUCCAUCACCAGAUGCCCUGAGAAUUUCUCUGUGUCUCCAAUGUACCCCUAUCGGGUCAGCAAGGCAGCACUGAACAUGUUAACUUGCUGCUUGGCAGAAGAUUUUAAAAAAGAUGGCAUUCUAGUUAUGUCUCUCCAUCCAGGAUGGGUCCAGACAGAAAUGGGAGGCCCAGAGGCUCCCCUGACGACACUUACGAGCAUCAGCAGUAUGUUGAAAGUCAUCACAAGCCUCACCGAGAAAGAGAGUGGAACUCUUUUAGAUUGGGAAGGCAAAAAGAUCCCCUGGUGAUUACGGAACUCAUCUUGUGUGUUGUGUUCACAUCUUAAGUUUGACAUGUACUUCCACUUUUUUGUCUGUCUGCGGUUUGUCUGAGAAAAAUGUUUCUAACAGCCAUUCUAGUAUAAGACAUGGUGUUUAUUUACAGGUUCACGAACUUGUAAUACAUCAAUGAAAAAUAUGCCAUCAUAAUUGUGUAAUGCAUGUGAGAAAGAUCUCAUUUAAAAGCAUGAAAACAGUUUUCUUUUGUCUUGAAUUUUCCCCUAACUGAUGUUUGUAUUGCAGUCUUUACAAAUUAAAUAUUAGCAAUUGUAAUAAAAUUAGCUGUGACACAAUGGGAGAAUGGAUAAGUAAAACAAGGAAGAUUAGGAAAAUGUAAAAGAGAAAGCCAAAAGAAACAAAGCCAACCAGAACAUGCCCUUCUUCAAAUGUGAUUUCCAGAAAGGACAAUUAAAUCAUGUACACUAACAAAUAAAACAAUUGC